Molecule: messenger RNA, 1309 nt
Organism: Lolium rigidum
Lineage: Eukaryota; Viridiplantae; Streptophyta; Magnoliopsida; Poales; Poaceae
Product: gamma-glutamyl hydrolase 1-like
Exons: 10
Coding region: 16-1011 (331 amino acids)
Biological process (GO): tetrahydrofolylpolyglutamate metabolic process
Cellular component (GO): vacuole
Molecular function (GO): gamma-glutamyl-peptidase activity
Source: RefSeq, a predicted model, not a curated record
AGACGGGCAGUCCAAAUGGCUUCUCCUCUCCAGCUGCUGCUCCUGCUGGCCUCCCUCGCCCCCUCGUCGUCGGCGGGCCCGGCCGUCAUCCGGCUGCCGCGCGCCGGGGCCUGCGCCGCGCCGGACCCCGCGCUCUACGACCGCCCCGUGAUCGGCAUCGUGACGCACCCGGGCGACGGCGCGUCCGGGAGGAUCGACAACGGCACCUCCACCUCCUACAUCGGCGCCUCCUACGUCAAGUUCGUCGAGGCCGGCGGCGCGCGCGUCAUCCCGCUCAUCUACAACGAGCCCGAGGAGACCAUCCUCCAGAAAUUGAGUUUGGUGAAUGGUGUGCUGUUUACUGGUGGAUCAGUGAAGAAGGGUUUAUAUUUUGAGACAAUAAAAAAGGUGUUUCAGUAUGUAUUGGAAAAGAAUGAUGCAGGAAUUUAUUUUCCAUUGUUCGCGCAGUGUCUUGGUUUUGAGCUUGUAAGCAUGAUUGUGAGCGAGGACAAUAAUAUUUUGGAGUCAUUCCACGCAUCAGAUCAAGCAUCAACUCUUCAGUUUCCUAAUUAUUCUUCACUUAAGGGGUCAGUAUUUGAAAGGUUUCAUCCUGACCUCAUCAAGAAACUCAGCACCAGUUGUCUUGUCAUGCAAAAUCACAAAUAUGGUAUUUCUCCCAAGAGACUGCGAGAGAAUGGUGCUUUAUCAAGUUUCUUCAGGAUUCUGACUACAUCCCCUGAUGAAAAUGGCGAGGUUUACGUCUCAACUGUAGAUGCACAGAAAUAUCCGAUUACUUGCACUCAGUGGCAUCCUGAGAAAGCCAUCUUUGAGUGGCGUAAACCAAUGAUUCCACACAGUGAGGAUGCGGUACAGGUUACUCAAAAUUUUGCCAACUAUUUUAUCAGCCAAGCCCGCAAGUCUCCCAACAGGCCUCCUGCCGACAAGGUGCUGGACAACCUGAUCUACAACUACAGCCCUACAUUUUCCGGGAAAACCUCGAAAUCCUUUGAGGAAGUGUACCUCUUCUCGUAAGACUAGAGCCGAUGCUUGCAACUGCAAGUCUUGUACAGUUUGUACUGUUGUAUUGUGUGUCUUGUACUGUUGUAUUAUGUUUGAGGAAGUGUACUUUUGUAUUGUGUGUCUUGUACAGUUUAGUGGUACAUCAGUCGUGGACUUGACUGGAGGAGCAGCAUCAGUAGCUAUGACGUUUGCCGUUGUAGUAAAUAAAGAGCAAUCCUCCUCCUAACUGCAUUUGUAUUGCACUACUGAAGCUACCACGUUUGUCACUCGAUUUAUCUGGCUGAUGAUAAUUAUUUAAAGAUUCUUUGUA